Hyla sarda is the source of this 2243-nucleotide messenger RNA. RefSeq names its product G protein-coupled receptor kinase 5 (gene GRK5). Gene Ontology annotation, biological process: signal transduction; regulation of signal transduction; protein phosphorylation. The transcript has 16 exons. The coding region runs from base 78 to 1850 and encodes 590 amino acids. Gene Ontology annotation, molecular function: ATP binding; G protein-coupled receptor kinase activity. Gene Ontology annotation, cellular component: cytoplasm. NCBI's taxonomy places the organism in Eukaryota, Metazoa, Chordata, Amphibia, Anura, Hylidae. The record is from RefSeq and is a predicted model, not a curated record.
CCUCCCUCCCUUCUCCCUUCCUUCCCUUCCUGCUGCCGUGAAGCUGCUGCAUUGCUACCUUGCACACAGAUCUGUCAAUGGAGCUGGAAAACAUUGUGGCCAACACAGUUCUGCUGAAAGCGAGAGAAGGAGGUGGUGGAAAACGUAAGGGGAAAAGUAAGAAGUGGAAAGAAAUCCUAAAGUUCCCUCAUAUCAGUCAGUGUGAGGAGCUGAGAAGAAGCACAGAGAAGGACUACUACAACCUGUGUGAGAAGCAGCCAAUAGGGAGGCUCCUGUUCCGUCAGUUCUGUGAGUCGCAGCCGGAGCUUGAGUGUCUGAUCCACUUCUUGGAUGCUGUGGCAGAAUAUGAAGUCACCCCAGAUGAAAAGAUGGGAGAAAAGGGAAGAGAGAUAAUUCUGAAAUACCUCACCCCAGAGUCACCUGUGUACGUCUCUGAAGUCGGCCAAGACAUUGUGCACCAAAUGGAGGAAAAGUUAGAAAUCAGUCCAUACAAAGAGAUUUUUUGUCACUGUGCAAAAUCUGUAUAUGACUUCCUCAGCCGGGAGCCCUUCCAGUGUUACCUAGACAGUAUGUACUUUGACCGGUUUUUGCAGUGGAAAUGGCUGGAAAGGCAGCCGAUCACCAAGAACACCUUCCGCCAGUACAGAGUCCUUGGGAAAGGUGGCUUUGGGGAGGUGUGUGCUUGUCAGGUCCGAGCCACCGGCAAGAUGUAUGCCUGCAAACGUCUGGAGAAGAAGCGAAUCAAGAAGAGGAAAGGAGAAUCAAUGGCGCUCAAUGAGAAGCAGAUCCUGGAGAAAGUCACCAGCAGAUUUGUGGUGAACCUGGCAUACGCCUAUGAGACAAAGGACGCCCUGUGCCUGGUGCUGACACUGAUGAAUGGAGGGGACCUUAAAUUUCACAUUUAUAACAUGGGGAACCCAGGAUUCCUGGAGCAGAGAGCUUCCUUCUAUGCAGCGGAAAUACUGUGUGGCCUCGGUGACCUUCAUCGAGAGAGCAUUGUGUACCGAGAUCUAAAGCCGGAGAAUAUCCUAUUGGACGAUUACGGUCACAUACGGAUCUCCGAUCUGGGUCUGGCUGUCAAAAUCCCGGAGGGAGACUCCAUCCGAGGUCGUGUGGGCACAGUGGGCUACAUGGCCCCUGAGGUUCUCAAUAACCAGCGCUACACCUUCAGUCCUGACUACUGGGGCCUGGGCUGCCUGAUCUAUGAGAUGAUCGCCGGACAGUCUCCAUUCAGGGGCAGGAAGGAGAAGGUCAAGCGCGAGGAGGUGGACAGGCGCGUCCUGGAGACCGAGGAGGUUUAUACACACAAGUUCUCUGAGGAGGCAAAGGCUGUGUGUAAGAUGCUCCUUACCAAGGAUGUGAAGCAGCGUCUGGGGUGCCACGAGGGCCGGUCGCUGGAGGUGAAGCGUCACCCCUUCUUCAAGGUCAUUAACUUUAAGAGAUUAGAAGCUGGAAUCAUGGAUCCUCCAUUUAUACCUGAUCCUCGAGCCGUGUAUUGUAAAGACGUCCUGGACAUAGAACAAUUCUCCACUGUGAAAGGUGUGAACCUGGAUCAGACAGACGACGACUUCUACACUAAAUUCUCUACAGGCUGUGUCUCUAUUCCCUGGCAGAAUGAGAUGAUAGAGACUGAAUGCUUUAAGGAAUUAAAUAUUUUUGGCCCUAAUGGGACCCUAUCACCGGAUUUAAAUCGGAGUCACCCUCCCGAGCCACCCAAGAAAAGUCUCUUGCAUCGUAUCUUUAAGCGUCAGCACCAGAAUAACUCCAGCAUCUCUGCGGACACCUCGACCUCCCUGAACCAUCACCUCAACACGAACCACAUCAAUUCCAAUUCCACGGGGAGCAGUUAGUGGCAGCGGGCGCUUGGUCAGCGGAGAAAACACGGUCAGGUGUGGUGACACCAGCAGAGAGGGGGAGCCGGAACCUCAUGGUGGCUUCCAGUGGAGAAGUCUGUGUCUACCAUGGGAUCACAGAUGCCUCCUGAGGGGAAGGAGUAAGAUGUGCUCAGGGGAGGGGGUUCCAGACCCUUCUAUCACCAAUGGCGUGAUAUAGGAACGGCGAUACCUCCCACAUUCACGUGACAUUACAAUAGGACGUUACUUGCAUGUAACAGGUAAUCCCGUAGUGUCAUGUGUGAGCGGAGGACUGGUCCCGCACCUCAGGCGCUGCCGCCCUGGACUUGCACAGCAUCUCACUUUAUGUCCUUUUACUACAACUAAAGAAAAAGGUUUAUUUUUUUCUUA